Pangasianodon hypophthalmus (striped catfish) is the source of this 2631-nucleotide messenger RNA. It is a transcript of the gene ifng1, whose product is annotated as interferon gamma 1. The record is from RefSeq and is a predicted model, not a curated record. Gene Ontology annotation, molecular function: type II interferon receptor binding. The transcript is spliced from 4 exons. Gene Ontology annotation, cellular component: extracellular region. Bases 732 to 1274 code for a protein of 180 amino acids. NCBI's taxonomy places the organism in Eukaryota, Metazoa, Chordata, Actinopteri, Siluriformes, Pangasiidae. Gene Ontology annotation, biological process: immune response.
AAAAUUUCUCUCUGAUACCCUGUGAGGUCCUCGUCACCCAUUUCAUGGUAAGCCCAUGGGGCAACUUUAUGUGACUGGUUUCUGCGAAUGAUGUCAGCAGCAGAUGGGUGUCACAAGUCAUGGUGAAUAACAACAAGAGCACGUUUGAAUGAGCAUUAGUCUCGUCUCUACUAAUUUAAGUUCCACUCAUUUUUACUUAAGUGUGCAAAAAUAAUAGAAAACAGCCUCCUAGAGUGCAUUACCAAAACCUCCACUUACUUCCAGGCCAUGCAAUCAAGCACCUUUCAUGACCUCCAUGACACAGUGGUUAAAGUGGGUAUCCCAGACUUCCAUACUUGCUCAUCAUUGGAAAAGAGCCCCUGACCACAAAAAGCACCAACAGCUCCGCCCUGUGCUAUCCCAGAGAUUCCACCUGGGGUGGCGUAUGUAGAAUAUGUGCAUAGAAUUAUGCAUUGUGAUUUAUAGGAAACACAGAGUGUCAGAAACCACAAAUUCACACCUUAGCCCAUCUAGUGCUGCCUGCUCAUGCACACUCACACUACACAGAAAACUAUAAAUAUCGUCUCAUUCAGACGGCUAGGAGCAUUCAGACUUUGACAGAGGUGCUGUGAGCACAGAGGCGACUUCAGUCAAAGAGAACCAACAGGUGACACGAAAAGACAACUUUGUGUCCGGCUCUUGGGAAUAUCUGUGGGAAUUUUGUGACAGGCUGAAACUUUCAUAAGAAACGAAUGAUGACUCUGUUCUGGAGAAUAUGUAUUGUUUUUUUUGGAAUGAUGGCGUACUCUGAGGCCUUCCUCCCGGAGAACAUCAAGGAGUCUAUUGACCAUCUGAAUAAUCACUAUGUAAGAAAAAAUCCCAACCCUGCCAAAUUGUAUGAUGGACAUUCCCUCUUUCUAGACAAGCUGAAGGAUAAUAAAAAGUUUGAGGAGAGUGAACAGAAGCUCCUGAUGACUAUUACUCUUGAUGCAUACAACAGAAUUUUCACCUGGAUGGAGAAUGAGGCUCAGGAUGAAAAGGUGAAGCAUGACUUGCAUGAAGUGAAAGAACAAAUGAACAAGCUGACAGAACACUACUUCUCCAGCAAACAUGCUGACCUCAAGAAAUAUGUCACUGAGCUGCUGGCUAUUAAGGAAAAUGACCCACUGACCCAGAGCAAAGCAAUAUUUGAGCUGAAGUCCGUCUACAAUAAGGCAGCAAACCUGGGGACCCACUCAGCGGAUAACCACCGGAGACGACGUCAAGCUAAAGGCUCCAAAAAGCAAAAAAAUUAAUUUGUUGAGGAUGUUACCUAGGAGGUGCUUUAAGGUGUAGAUUUAUUUAUUCUAAUACAGUACCUCAUAUUUUACAUUUUAGUGAUACUGACAUAAUUUAUUAACCUUAUUAAAUUCUUAAUUUUAUUAAUUGUAUUAAUUUAUUUAAUUUGCUAUUUAUUUUGCCUGUUCUUGUCUUAUUUGGGUUUAUUAAUUGGUUAUUACUUGCUAACGCAAGUUUUGUAAGGUCUAUGACUAAAUAAAAUGAAAAUAUUUAUUACAAUAAGUGGUUUGAAUUCAUUUCUGAAAAAGUAUAGCACAAACAUCAUUGUGAGAUGACUCAAUGACUAUAGUGAAACUAACAGAAAAGGGCUGUAAUUACAUCGCCAUGCAUAAGGGGCCAAGGGUAACUCUUGACAUAAUGCUACCACCAUCGCGCUUCACUUGGGGAUGGGAUUCUCAGGGAGAUGAGCAGUGUUGGGUUUCUGCCAAAUGUAGACCUUUGUGGCAAGGGCAAAAAGUACAGUUUUGGUGUCAUCAAACCGGCGAAUGGUAACCUUUCAGUUACCUGCGGCCUUUUCGGUUGCUUCGUUGACUAGUUUCCCGGUCCUGACUUGCCAUGACGUGGAUGCCCUUUUUUAGGCAGAGGUGUGUUUGCGUCAUAUUCUUUCCAUGUUUUAAUAAUGAAUUUAAUAGUACUCCACUGGAUGUUCAAAGUUUGUAAGAGCUUCUCAUAACUAAACCCUGACUAAAACUUUGUCCACGCUGAUACAAAACUUUGUACAGAACUUGUAUAGCUGCAACUUGUAUUGUAGAGCUUGGAGAGCACUUUGUUUUUCAUGAUGCAGUUUAAGCAUGUUCUCUAACAAACUCUGGGGUUUUCCAACGACAGCUUUAUUCAUAUUAACAUCUUGUGACACUUUAGUAGCGCUUUAAUUAGUUGAACUCCAAAUAAUUAUAACUGAUUAUAACUGAUUUCACCAGAACUAAUUUAGGAGUUUUGCACCAACAAGGGUGAAUGUUUAUGCAAUCAAAACUGUUUUUUCCAUGCAUUUUUUAAAUAAUUUUGCUAACUGUAUUGAUUUUUGCCCCUAUUUUGUAAUAUUGUUUGUUUUGAUUCAUGACAUAUAAACCCAAUUAAGUCAAUUCAGUGUGUGAAAAAGUGAGAGAAUAUAGGUUUGGAGGCUCCAAUAGGUUUUGAACGUUUAAAUGGGUCCCAAUUUAUUCUGACAAGUUUUAAAAUUGAAAGACAAUGUUUAAUAUUACAAUUUGAUUUGAUACCAAAGGUAUUUGUCACGUUAGCGUAUUGUCCUAUUUGAUCUUCACCUUUAUACCUUCUGUAAAUUCAAAUGGUCACAGUUAUGGGCAGCAUUUGGGA